AUGGAGAACAUCCAGCUAGAGGUGAUGGGCUCGCUAAAGGUGCCGCCAGCCUGCAGUCCUGAGCAGGACAGGCACUACCCGUUCAGGUACUGGCUCACGGACGUGACCAUGUGGGCGGCGGCGGCGGCUCGGACGGUCUUGCCCGAGCAGCAGAGCCCGGCGGUGGCCUUGCGCUUGGGCGGUGCCGCUCGCAGCUUGGCCAGGGAGAUCCCGCAGGACCAGCUGCGCGACGGCGCCUUCGUGGACCCUGGCGACGGCAACGGGGCGCGCCAGCUGAACGGCUUGCAGAUGCUGCUGCUGGUGCUCUGGCGCUCGUUCGCGCCGCUGGGCGAGGAGUCCGAGCUGAGGGCGACGCAGGACUUGCUGAGCUUCACGAGGCGCGGCCACGAGAACAUCGACCAGACGCUGAGCAGGUUCGAGGUCGUGCGAAGGCGUGCGGCUACCCUCGGCAACUUCAACAUGGGCCCGCAAGGGCUGGCUUGGACAUUGCUCAACGCCCUGAACUGCAGCCCGCAGGAGUGGAACGAGCUGCUCAUCCACUUCAGGGGCCACCUGCCGCGGACGGAUCAGCAGUUCUCGGAUCUGGUGGAGUACAUCAGGAGGUACGGGCACGUACUGGAGAAAGGCCCGAUGUCCAUCAACCGCGGCGGCAACAAGGGCAAGGGCGGCCACUUCUUCUACCCGACGUUCGACUUCGGCGGUGGCGGCCCUCCUCAAGGGCAUGAUGGACAUGGUGAUGCUGGUUUCGGCACUGGUGCGGGUAUGAUGGCAGCGACGUUCCAGUCCUCAGCGUCGGCUUCGGGGUCAGGCUGGACACCAUCCAACUCGUGGUCGCCUACGCCAGCGCCCGCCUCAGCACCGGCGCCAGCUCCUCCGGGCUCCUGGAGCGCCUACCUUGGCAAUGCGACGGAGGAGAACGACACCGACACGGACGACAAUGAUGGUGAGGACUUGGACGGCAGCGAUUCCCCGGGCACCGUCGGCCACGACGAUGACGUGAUCCAGCAAUACCUGUACCAGAACUACGCGUUCCGCAAGAAGCGCUGGAGAAGGUUCACGGGCCGCCCGACGAGGUACCAGCGCUUCGGCAAGAGCCAGGGCAAAGGCUCGCUGAUACCCUCUCGGGGAGCCUUUGGCCAGCGCGGCGGCGAGGGCUACCACUUCGAGGGCAAGGGCAGGCGCAACCCGAUCGGCCGCGACGGCAAGGUCACGAAGUGCUUGACCAAAGGCUGCGAGAGCGAGUUCCACUUGAUCAAGGACUGCCCGCGCAAGCAGAACGGCAAGGGUGGCAAGGGCGGCAAGGGCGCGUUUAUCGUGGACGGUCCGAAGCUGCUGACAGCGGCGAGCGCUGGUGUUCCGUGGUUCGGCUUCAACGCCGGCGCAGCUUCGAGUCCGACGACGGCGAUGGCGACAUCGGCACCCACGUGCGGAUCAGGUUCGAUCAGCUUCUUUGCGACGGAGACCUCAAGCGAGAACGCGCCGAAGGCCAUCGAGAGCAAGGCGAGAGUGACAGGCUCGCAGGGGUUCACUGGAGUGGUCAUUGCACCGGCUGUGGCAAAGCCGAAGAUGGCGAUCGAAGACCAGUACGACCACAUGCAUCCUGGGAGCCACCCUCGACCCCGAGUGGGUAAGCUUCUUCGGCCAUUUGAAAGCGUCGCGAAGGCUCCUGGACUCGAUCGUGAUGGCCCGGCCUACGGCCUCGACCAGAUCCUUGGUCUAUCGGCCAUGUCGGCGGCGUCGGGAUCCGCCAGCGCCGCCGCAGGUACCAGGUCUCACAGCCAUGGCGUCAUCUCCUGCGACGGCACCAUCAGCAUCACCGACGGCGGCCGACAUCUUCGGGACACAGCCGAGACAGGAGGUCUUCAACAUAGGUGGCUUGAGCUUCUCUUCGGCGACCCCGUCGAAACCUACGACAGCAACGCCGCCGACGUUCAGGACGGAGCAGGACCUCAGGGGGCCGAGAUCGAGCAGGAGAUCGACCGGUCCACGUUCGACCCGGAGGUGGAAUCAUACUUCAUCGGCGACGCGGUCGGCAGCGCAGAGGUUCACGACUGCGACGAGAAGACCGAGUACGACCCCGAGGAGAUGGAGUGCAUGGAUCCGAAGGGCCACCAGGAGGACCUAGAGAGCCAGGACGCGGACGCGAAGGGGGAGAUCCAGCGCGAGGGCUACGACGAGCACGCGGGCGUGUACUUUGCAGACGGUAACGAAGGAGACUUUCGCGGCGUAGUCUGGACGCUGGACGUGCAGAGCAAGACGCACUACCUGGGCCACGAGAGGACUAGGCUCGAGAACGACGAGAUGGGCAUCCUGAUAGACUCAGGUGCGCACGGCAACUUGAUGGGCGAGAACUGGGCCAAGCAGCAAGCAGAUAAAGCAGCACGACAUGGACAUGCCACACAAGUAGCACCACUACGAGAACCACUUGAAGCUCAUGGAGUCGGAAAGGGCCCAGACUACUGCCAUGAGAACUGGAAGCUGCCGAUAGGGGCACAGGAGAUCGAGCAGGAGGAGGACGGCGUCGGUAACCUGGACUCGUACACGGCCCCGGUCAUACCAGGCAGCGACGUCCCCGCGCUGCUCGGCAACAGCUCGAUGAAGGGCUUGGACGCGAUCAUCGAGUGCGGACCUGGAAUACUACAUCUCUGCGGACCUGGACGGCGCAAGUUGGAGCUUCCCGCGGGCGCGAAGAGCUACGACCUGAAGGGCACGAGAAGCGGACAUUGGUCUCUACCGUGCUCCGAGUUCAAGGAAGCGGCUGCAUCUUCUUCGAGUGGGACAGGCUACCCGAUCGACAGGCUGCAGCCGAAGACCGAGCGCGUGGACUUCAUAGAGCAGCUGCUGGACGCCAUGAGGCGACGCCGCAUCAACUUCAAGUACUUGGUCAUCGACUCGGCAAGUUCCAGCUACUUUGGGCAGAUCUUCCAGGACGACGAGGAGCUGAACGAGGACAGCGACCACAACAGCGACUACGUAGUCUUGCGGAGUGUGUUCGAGCUCAAGUGGCUGGAGGCGGAGCUGUCAUGCUAG
Messenger RNA from Prorocentrum cordatum, 3030 nucleotides. The record is from the annotation of a GenBank genome assembly. NCBI's taxonomy places the organism in Eukaryota, Dinophyceae, Prorocentrales, Prorocentraceae.